AUCGUUGUCUCGUGUGGAAAUUCGCUAGCUCCAGAGCAGGCAAGUUCGCGCCAAUCACACAGCGGCUGACAGAGCGGACGCUGCGGCGACAAUCCUGAGCGACGUCUUCAAGCCGUCCCGGGCCGAAAACAAGGAGUUAUCGAUCUUCAGCGGGAACGCGCAUAGUGACAACAACAGCCAAGCCGACCAAAACACCGCCUUCCUGGCGCGAGUUCGCGUGCUCGAACUCACUGUACUCGGACGACGCGCUCGAAUUUCUCGCCAAGCUGCCAAACUCAGAAAGCGCGACGCACACGCCCUGGCUGAACCUCGAGAUACCGUCCUUCAGCCAGGCUCAGUUCCAGGAGAAAAACCGGGCGACGAUGUGCAAAUCUGUUGGCAAUGAUUGCUGACAAAGCCAAGAGGCUCGUCGACUCUGUUUUUACUUCUCGACGGACGCCUCCACACACGCAGAACAUGUUGUCUCCCUCCCGAGCCGCUACACAGCCAUAGAUGGAAGCGAACAAAGAGACGACCAAUCAACCUUGGCGUACAAGUCUAUGCUUCCCGCCACGCUUGCCACAUACAUCAGCUUCCUGUGGAUUCGCUUCCAGCGAACAUGUUCGAUGUGCGCUCAGCCACCAAGGCUGCGCCCACCGUCAACAUAGACGACGAUGACGACGACAACAGACUCGCGUCCGCCACCCUGGUGUCGGUCAUGUCAACAUUCGUGCUACGUGUGCAGCCCGUGGUGUUGCCCGCGCUCGACACUAAGAUGUAGAAGUAGGAUCCGGACCCGAGCCGGGCCUCGCUGCUCCACGUGAUUCUGUUGCUGAAGCGGGUGUGGCCAAGCAAGUAGAACGAGGGGCUGGGUGCGGUUAUUGUCGGUGGGCAUCGGGUAACGGCCAUCGCAAGGCUGCGGUGUGCGUCCACGCCUCCAUGCAUCGGUCCACGCAGUUAACGCCCGGAUGGACGGUGUUGUGUCGUGUGUCUGGAAGCGCAGAGUCACGAAAUAUGUUCGGACUAUCGGCGAAUCAGCCCCCGAGAGCGGCUCUGCAGGCAUCCUGUUUCUAUCGGAUCUUUACACACACGCGCGCGCACUGUUGACGAUGGGCAACGAGGAGUUCUCUGGCACAUUGUCAUCGACGGCUGUGCCCCGCAACCCGAUGAGGUUGGAUGAGCUGUCGACGUUUAGCUGGCUGUUGCUCGACAUCCCACUGUCAUGCCUUGGCUCCGUAGCAGGAUUAUUCCGCGGCUCACCAAACUUACACUACCUCUGUUCGAAGAUUUGCGCGGCGCUGCAGCGAUCAUCUCGAACAGCAUCUUCGAGCUAUCCCGGGCCGAAACGACGAGCUGGCGAUCUGCAGCAGGGAGACGUAUUCGCCGACGAUGAAUUCCGGCUCGCAUCACGUCUUGGACGAUGGGCUGCGUGGGCUGGCGGCGGAGGAUCCGAGACUGUGGUAGCGUUGGCAGAUGCACAUGUUGAAGGUCGGGUCGCAGUGACAUCAGAUGGACGGUCCUUCUUCACUCUGGCUGUAGGGCACGUCACUUCUGAGAGAAAUGCGGUUCCCAUCGGAAUGAAACCGGUUCUUCGCAAACCCUUUUCGUUCGGAUGGCUUGUAGAAACGCCGGGUGUCAGCCUGAGCUAUACUCGAGGCAAGCCCUGUGGAUCUUCGACACUGCCACGUCAAUUCGGCGGGACGACAUGAUGCACCAAAGCAGUCGAC
Mycena citricolor is the source of this 1706-nucleotide messenger RNA. The record is from the annotation of a GenBank genome assembly. NCBI's taxonomy places the organism in Eukaryota, Fungi, Basidiomycota, Agaricomycetes, Agaricales, Mycenaceae.